Molecule: messenger RNA, 825 nt
Organism: Entrophospora candida
Lineage: Eukaryota; Fungi; Glomeromycota; Glomeromycetes; Entrophosporales; Entrophosporaceae
Source: the annotation of a GenBank genome assembly
AUGGUUUGCAUAAUUUACGAUUGUCAAAAUGAAUCCUUCGACGAUGACGAACUUUGUAACGCGCACUUAACUUUAUGGAAAUUAAAUCCGGCAAACCUUCAAGCGUCUAUCAAAAUCAAAUCAAGGAAUAAUUAUACGAAUCUUAUAUGUUUACCAAAAAGUUGUCAAGAAUUUUUAAAAAUUCAAAAUAAAUUUUUAAGUGACUGGGUCAAAAAAAAUGCAACUGACGUAAGAGUGGAGGCGAUUUACAAUAUUUACCUAUCACCCAAUAUCUAUCAAAAAUACAAAUCUUAUCGUGAUUCCAUUGAAAGUAAUCAUAGUUUCUCGAGUAAAGGAUUGUCACCUGGAAACGAAAAACUUUUGUAUCAUGGUACUGAUCAUGAUUGUUGUACAAUGUUUAACGACAAUACAACAAGUUUGCUUUGUAAAAUGGACGAAUGCGCUGGCUGUGGCAUUUUAAUCAAUUCGUUUGAUAUUAAAAGAGUUGGGUUGAAUAAACAAGGAAGAACGCCUCAAAGAUUGGGCCAAGGAAUCUAUUUUACACCCUAUUCAUCCAAAGCACAUUUCUAUGGUCACCGUUGUGCAAGGCCUUUGCCGAAUGAUCAAAAAAGAAAAACUAGAAUUAUGUUCUUAUCUAAGGUAGUAAUUGGGAACACAUGGCAACCCGAUAAAGUAUCGCACGAUUUAACAAAACCACCAAGUGGCUAUAAUUCAACUUGGGGAAGGCAGGGUUACUGUCCUUUAAAUAAUUCAUUGUCUCCAUUAGUGUUUGAAGAAUAUGCAGUAUAUUGGUUAAUAUAUUCUUAUUUAACAACCACUGAGUAA